Molecule: messenger RNA, 483 nt
Organism: Aspergillus saccharolyticus JOP 1030-1
Lineage: Eukaryota; Fungi; Ascomycota; Eurotiomycetes; Eurotiales; Aspergillaceae
Exons: 2
Coding region: 1-483 (160 amino acids)
Source: RefSeq, a predicted model, not a curated record
AUGUCCCAACUCAACGAGAACGAUAGAAGAGAUUUCGCAGCCGAGCUCGGCCCCCUCGGCACCGGCAUCUACUACCUCUACAAAGCCUUCGCCCCCUCAGCCGCCUCCUGGCAACAAUACGGCAAGGAAACCACCGGCCCCGCCCUCUCCAACUGGUGCCUCGCCUACAAUCAAUCCGACGACCUCGUCUGGCUGAACACGCAGGGCUACCACGAGGGCUACUUUGUCGAGCACAGCGCCCCCGGCGGGGCGCAUUUCGUCUGGGCGACAUUCGCCGUCAAGGCGCGUGACCAUGAGGCCCGCUACAUGGUGCUGGAGCGGGCUUGUGUCCCCAGGCUGGGCUCGCAGGCGGAGUGCACGCAUGAGAAUAUGAUGGAGUUUGCACGUCGGUGGGGCGGGUAUGAGGUGGUUGGGGAGGAGAAGGAGUACUUUCUGCAGUUGAUUAAGGAGGCAACAAGGAAGAGGGAUGAGGAGGGGGUUUAG